AUGGGGUCCCCAGGCACAAUGCUGGUCCUCCUGGUGCAGUUCUGGGUCCUGCAAGGAGCCACAGGCCUGACUGUGCAGCAGGCACCGAAGUUGUUGCAGGUGAGACAGGACAGCCAGGUGACUUUAGCCUGCCAGGUGAUGCAGGACCCAGCCUGGGAGCAGCUCCGUGUCGAGUGGAUCAAGGACGUUGACAUCCUUUGCCAGACACACAUCAUCAAUGGCAGUCUGAGCGAGGAUGUCUGUGGGCCUCAGGGAUGGCUCUCCUGGCAGCCGCCUGGCAACCUCACCCUGCAGCUGAACCACGUGAGCCUCAAUGACAGUGGACUCUAUGUGUGUGGGGCAACCGUGGAGAUCCCUGAUUGGGAGGAGGCCCAGGGCAACGGGACGCAGCUCCUGGUGGAGACAGGUGGCUGGCUACAGGACCAGAGCUUCUCAGGCCUCUACUUCGCGCCGCUGGUGACGGGGGCCGUGGCCGUGGCCGUGGCCGCUUUCGCUCUGGGCGCUGGGAUCUGGGGCCGCCGCCGCUGCCGGAACGGGGAUGCAGGCAGUCCAAUCUACAGCAACGUCCUAUACCGGCCCCGGAGAGCCCCAAGGAAGAGUGAAGCAUGGCCUGUGGAAAGGAAGGUGCUGGACAGUGAGGAUCAGAAGGGCCAAAGCUUCUACUCGAUCUCUUUCCCCCAGCGCCCCACCCCCAAGUCGCAUCUGGCUCCCAAAUCUUGCCCCAGUCCCAGACCCAUUCACCCCAUCUCUGCAGUCAGAAUCUCUCCUGGCCCAGGCUCCUCUAGGCAGCCAAGGUCAAGAGGGUUCCUUGAAGUGGGAAGAGAAAUCAGAACCCCAGGAGAGCCAGAGAAGACCUCCCCCCAGCGACUAUAUAAAGAUGUGACUUAUUCCUAG
Molecule: messenger RNA, 894 nt
Organism: Budorcas taxicolor (takin)
Lineage: Eukaryota; Metazoa; Chordata; Mammalia; Artiodactyla; Bovidae
Gene: TMIGD2
Product: transmembrane and immunoglobulin domain containing 2
Exons: 5
Coding region: 1-894 (297 amino acids)
Biological process (GO): B cell differentiation; B cell receptor signaling pathway
Cellular component (GO): B cell receptor complex; external side of plasma membrane
Source: RefSeq, a predicted model, not a curated record